Messenger RNA from Nerophis lumbriciformis (worm pipefish), 3006 nucleotides. The record is from RefSeq and is a predicted model, not a curated record. Lineage: Eukaryota; Metazoa; Chordata; Actinopteri; Syngnathiformes; Syngnathidae.
AUGGCCGCCGGUCGCCGCGGUUGCGUCAACUCGCUAUGGUCGGGCUCUGAGCGCGUCCGCAUAGGUGAGCGCCUCAAAGCGACGCUGGCCGGGGUUCUGGAGCUGGAAUUGCUUCGCUGCGAACACCACGAGAUGGUGGACGCCGCUCUGGAGGAUCGAGCCAAGGCGGCCGAGGCGCAGCUUGAUCCGGCGCCGGAUGACGGGAACGGACACCAGGAGGCCGAGCGGGGUCCUGCGACACUCCGCGGGCAACAGGCUCCUUCCCCCUCGGACACAAUAGGCUUGUCAAAUAAGAGUAACCCAGACAACUCCUGCAGUAACUCUGGCGACGGGACGGUACAUUCUUCACUAGGCGGGAGGAGUAACUCCCGCUGGUCCUCUUUGUCCUGGGACGCCCCUUCUGACCUGCUGUCACCGCCCACACCGGACCCUGGUGGUGCGGUCAACCUGGAUAGCGAUUCCAGACCGAGCUCAGGUUUCUAUUCAGUGAGUGGGAGCUCUCUGUCCGACUCAUGCUACUCAGUGUCCAGUGAUGCUGCCCAGGGAGUACUAACUGUGUGGUACAACAGACAAUACAGAAUAAUCAACGCAAUGAUGCUGAGCCAACAGAGGAGCAGUCAAUGUCAGUCUCAACUUGACCGUGUCUCCUUGUCCUCCCAUGCACUAAGACCCCAGUUGGACCCAUGCUACUGUGAAGAUCUUGUAUCUCGUAGGACAAAAGAGGUGUAUUCAUACCCCAGUCCAUUGCAUGCGGUAGCCCUCCAGAGUCCUCUUUUUACCUCUCAGAUGCAAGAGCGAGCUCCGUCUCCACACACUGAGGGAAACCAAGUUAAUGAGCCAACAGAAAGUGUCGGUGUUGAAAAUUUGCCUCAUCAACAUCACAAGGUCAUGACUCCGGCAUCUCUGACCCAGCUGGAGCAGUACAUCUCUCGGCUAGCACAUCAAUACAGGCAUCGGAGUUCUGAUCUCGCACAUUGUCCAGUCAUAUACAGAGGCCUUAGCACGCCUGGUAAAAGUCACGGUUCCACACAGUCCCUGUCUGCUUUUGAAAGCCGUAGUACACAUUCUACGCUGCCAGGGGGUAGUGUAACGCCGUGCAAAUCACUUAUGGGCAACUCAGCUAAAGUAAGCCUCAGCGCUACUGGGAAAAAUGCCACUAGAAACUCGAUCAACCUGGGUAGCCUUCCCUCGGCGACUGGAGAGGAUUUAAACAUAAACUUGAACCUUAACCUGAACUUGAAUCUUGCUCCAAGUUUAAACUCCAAAAGGGGAAUAUUAGAAAAACCCCAAAAUCUGGGGAUUGACUCUCCAACCUCUGUUUCUUCUGUACUGACACAACCCUUGUCAACACCUGGCCCGGCGCUUCGUGCACGCCCUCGAAUUUCCACUUGUCCCACCUCCCUAAACCACCGCAGUUCUCUAGAGAUCACUUCAGGUCCUGGUGCAACUUCUGGAUUUGGAUCAUCAACCUUCUCUCAAUCACUAGACUGGACAGGUGGACAAUCAAAUGAGGUUGGCACCUCAGUGUUUGGUACCAGUUUUGGAUCAGCUCCAGGUUCCCAGCGCAGCAGCUUGCUGCAGGAGCCAGUCUCCAGUCCCAAGCUUAUUGAAGAUUCACCCAUGGUGGGGGAAAUCUCCCGUCUGUCUGGCUUGUCAAGGGCUGUUGUGGUUGGAUUAAUGGAGCAAGGAGUGGAAAUGGACAUCGAUUGCUUUCGGGCGGAGGCAGCCAGUGAGGUGAAGAAACAUAAAGGUCCCCUGAAAGCUCACACAGAGCACCCACAUGACUGCAUUAGACUGACCGACCCGAACCCUCAGAGACCAAUGCAGCUGUCUCUCAGCGUCACCCAUUCUCCGCAGUCUCAGUCCAGUCUCACUCCUCCUCUCUCACACUCCAGCAGCCCGAUUCACCCUUACCAGUCCAUCCAUUCUCCCUCUUCAGUUUACACCACACACAGCCACUAUCAGCGAAUCCCUUCCCCAUCUGACCCACCCUCCUCCCCUACCGCCACAACAGCACAAAGAGCUCACUCUCCUCCACGUCCUCUUCAACCCUCUCCGAUGGGAGGGACUCCUCUCUCAGUAUUUCGAAGAGAUGCCCCUUUCCAGUGUUCACUGCCCCGUACCAUCGCCAGGACAUCUCCUGCGGAAUAUGUCAGCAUCCAUUCUAGGAGUGGGUCACUUCGACACAGUGGGGGAGGAGGUGGGACUGGUUUGGGCUGGACUAGGGUUGAGGGAGAUGGGCUCUAUAGAGGGAAGCAUGCUUCUCAUAAACUGGUCAGGGCAGCAACUGUGAGCAAUUAUGCCAAUAGGGAUGACUAUGGUGCUUCUUGGUGGGAGGACAAACAAGCACAAUCACGCAGAAAGACUUCCAACAAACUUAGCAGAGCAUUCGAGGGGCGUUUCUGGGGAAAGGACACUCAGAGCAAGAGGGAGGAGAUGGAUAGGGUGGAGUAUGGAUACGGAUGGACAAGGAACAUUGGAGGAAGCUGGAGGGGAGAACAGAGAAGGGAAAAGGUGGUGUCCAGCACUCAUGACAAGAUGCCAAAGGUAGAAAGCUCACCUAUUUUCUCCAAGCAGAGGGAGAAGGAAGGUUUAGAAAAACGGAGCUCAAGUGUCAGGAGUUCCAGGAGGGCCCUGUUCAGGAGUGAGUCUCAGGGCUUGCUGGUGCCUCGCAACCAAGAUGAGCCCACAAGAAGGUCAAAUUGGGUUUCCUCAUUUGAUUUGGCGCAAAGUGCCAUGAGUGUGAGCAGGGAUGAGGGUGAAAGAACACUGAGUGCAAAGGAGGACAAGCACCUCUCAUCUACUGCGAGUCUCUUUAAUCUCUCCUGCUCACAGAGUUUUGAGAGCAGCUGUCACUCCCUCUCUCCUCUUUCCUCUCCCUCCUUUUCCCCGUCCCCACCACCAAGACUGCCUCUCCAACGUUCUCGAUCGCUGAGGGAUUUGGGGAGGAGAGUUUUUGGCUCCGUGAGGUCAUUAAGUCUCAAACAGAAAUCAUCGAAGAAGUGA